This is a messenger RNA of Spea bombifrons (plains spadefoot toad), 2202 nucleotides long. RefSeq names its product ankyrin repeat and death domain containing 1B (gene ANKDD1B). Gene Ontology annotation, molecular function: protein binding. The coding region runs from base 317 to 1969 and encodes 550 amino acids. Gene Ontology annotation, biological process: signal transduction. Lineage: Eukaryota; Metazoa; Chordata; Amphibia; Anura; Pelobatidae. The record is from RefSeq and is a predicted model, not a curated record. The transcript is spliced from 15 exons.
AGGCCUAAACCUGCAGGGGACACCCAUCCCUUAAGCACAUAGCUAUGUAUAUGCACCUUCAGCUAUAUAGCCCUGGGUAGGAGGGAGAGUCCUGAUCAGCAGCCCAGCCCUUUUCUUUGGCCGAAUGUGUACAAGUGUCAGGAAGAGAUCACUGUGGAGAGGAGAAAACACAAAGAGAGACUGACAAAAAAUAUAGGUGGAGGAAUAGAAAAAAGAUUUGAAGGAAGGCGGAAAAAAGGUUAUUUAGAAAUAGAAGGUAAACUAUAUCGAGACGAAACCUGGGAGUCAAAUAGAAGCUAGGAUUUUGCAUGGAAAAAUGGGAAAAGACAAGAUUACAGAAAGCCCUGAGACCCCUAAGGAGGAAGGAGAGGUAUCAAUGAACAGUGCACAGAAAGUGCUGAAUACAGUGACUGGGAUGGUACAAUCGGUGAGACACAGGAAUACUCAGAACCAAAACACGGAAAGCAACCAUGAGAUAUUGCUGCAAAAAGAAAUGGAAUUCCAUCAAGCUGCUAAGAAAAAUGAUGUGCCAACUAUGACCAAGCUCAAGGAACAAAAAGUUAACAUUAAUGCUAGAAAUAACCUGAAUCGCACAGCUCUUCACUUUGCCGUGGCAGGGAAUCAUCUACAAGCAGUGUCAUUUCUCCUGGGACAUAAAGCCAGAGUAGAUAUGACUGAUAAGCAUGGCCUGAGUGUGCUUCAUCUGGCUGCCUGGUCGGCUGAUCUCACUGUCUUCCAAAUGUUAAUAAAGGCAGGUGCCAAUCAGAAGUCUACAAAUGAGGAUGGAAUGAACAUUCUCCAUUUUGCGGCUGAGAACAAUAAGAAUGACAUUGUGGAUUAUGUUCUUAAGGAGCUGCAGCUGAAUGACCUGAAUGUAGAGGAUGAGAAAGGUAGGAAACCUUUUCACCUGGCAGCAAACAGUGGACAUGUGCAAAUGAUCAAUAAUCUUCUGUCUUUCCAGCUGUUUACUUCCGAGAAAGACAAGGAAGGUAACACAGCCCUUCAUCUGGCUGCCAGCAAUGGACACAAUGAUGUGGUAGAAGUUUUAAUAAACCUUUGGGAAAAUAUUGAUGACCCAAAUGAGAAUAGUGCCACUCCAUUUUACUUGGCUGUUGAAGGAGGACAUGAAGUUUGUGCUGAUCUUCUACUGAAGGCAGGAAGUGAUAUCAACAUUAGAACCAAGGAUGAUUACAGUGCAUUACACAUAGCAGCACAGAAUGGACACAAAAAUCUGAUUCACUUCCUCCUUGCUAGAAAUGUUGACCUCACUCCUAAACUUAAUGAUAAAAACCCUCCCUUACAUUUGGCUAUCCUAAAUAAUCAGAUGGAAAUAGUGGAUGUUCUUCUGGAAGGUGGAUAUGAUAUAAAUACCAUCAACACUAGACAACAAACUCCACUGCAUCUAGCAGCUGAACUCAAGAUCACAGAUCUGGUGGAAAAGCUCCUGAAAGCCGGAUGUGACCUUAGAAUGGCAGACAAGAAAGGAAAAACAGCUCUUAGUGUGGCAGCAAGAAGCAAUCAUACCCUCAUUGUGGAUAUGAUUAUUAAAGCAGAAAGAUACUAUGAAUGGAAAAAGGGAAUUAAAGACAUUAACCAAGAGGAACGUGAAGAUGUUUGUCUAACAUUUAAGCAAGAUCAUAGUUCAAAAACCAGUCAGUUGAGAUCAGCUAUGUGGAAGCUCGCUUACAAUGAGCUUAAGCCUCACGAGUGGAAAAAGCUGGCUCAGUUUUGGAAGUUCACAGAGCCUCAGAUCAAAGCUAUUGAACAGCAGUGGACAGGAAAAACAAGUUACAAGGAACACGGUCAUAGAAUGCUACUCAUCUGGUUACAUGGUGUUUUACUAACAGAACAAAAUCCAAUUAAGUCACUUUAUGAAGAUCUGGUAGAAACAGGACAUCACCAACUAGCUGAAAACGUCAGAAUGCAAAGUACAAAUAGCACGGAGCCCAAAAAAUGCAUCAUUUCAUGACAUGAAAUCUUUGGAAAAUAACAUCCACAAGAUGGCACCAGGAGCUAUUCCUCCCGAGGAACAUUAACAUUCAAAGUACAUAAUAUCAUAUUAAACAGCAAUCCAUAAUACUGCAAGGCCUCCAAUCUAUCACCAAAGUGUGUGUGCAAGAGACGGCUUUCCGAAACAAACCCAAGAAUGGUUCAGAUUUUUGUAAAGGACGCAGGCUUUGUAUUUAUUAUUUUAUCUGUGCU